This is a messenger RNA of Cynocephalus volans (Philippine flying lemur), 1098 nucleotides long. It is a transcript of the gene GDF3, whose product is annotated as growth differentiation factor 3. Gene Ontology annotation, cellular component: extracellular region. Gene Ontology annotation, molecular function: cytokine activity; growth factor activity. NCBI's taxonomy places the organism in Eukaryota, Metazoa, Chordata, Mammalia, Dermoptera, Cynocephalidae. The coding region runs from base 1 to 1098 and encodes 365 amino acids. The record is from RefSeq and is a predicted model, not a curated record. The transcript has 2 exons.
AUGCUGCCCUCCCUGCCAAUUUCGGCUCUCGGCUUCCUGUUAACUCUGGCCGUGGGCCAGACAUUCCAAUUUCAAGAAUAUGUCUUUCUCCAGUUUCUGGGCUUUGACAAGGUGCCUUCACCCCGAAAGUUCCAACCUGUGCCUUAUAUCUUGAAGAAAAUUUUCCAGGAUCGGGAAGCAGCUACAGCUAGUGGGGUCUCUCAAGAGCUAUGCCACAUAAAGGAGUUGGGUGUCCGUGGGAACCUACUUCGACUUCUCCCAGACCAAGGUUUCUUUCUUUACCCAAAGAAACCUUCCGAAGCUUCCUCUUGCCUGCAAAAGUUCCUCUACUUUAACCUGUCUGCCAUCACAGAAAAGGAACAGUUAACAAUGGCCCAACUGGACUUGAACUUGGGGCCCAAUUCUUACUACAGCCUGGGACCAGAAUUAGAAUUGGCUCUGUUCCUGGUUCAGGAGCCUCAUGUGAGGGGCCGACCCAUCCCUAAGCCAGGUACAGUGUUUGCACUGCAGUCAGUACCGUGGCCUCAAGGUGCCCUUCACUUCAGCCUGCUGGAUGUGGCUAAGGAUUGGAAUAACAACCCCCAGAAGAACUUGGGCUUGUUCCUGGAGAUACUCGUCAAAGAAGACAGAGACUCUGGGGUGAAUUUUCAGCUUGAGGACACCUGUGCCAGACUGAGACAUUCCCUUCAUGUUUCCCUGCUGGUGGUGACCCUCAACCCUGACCAGUGCCACCCUUUUUCUCGAAAAAGGAGGGCAGCCAUCCCUGUCCCCAAGGCUUCCUGCAAGAACCUCUGCCACCGACACCAGCUAUUCAUCAACUUCCAGGACCUGGGUUGGCACAAGUGGAUCAUUGCCCCCAAGGGGUUCAUGGCAAAUUACUGCCACGGAGAUUGUCCUUUCUCACUGACCACCUCUCUCAAUAGCUCCAAUUAUGCAUUCAUGCAAGCACUGAUGAAUGCAGUUGACCCAGAGGUGCCCCAGGCUGUCUGUAUCCCCACCAAGCUGUCCCCCAUUUCCAUGCUGUACCAGGACAAUAAUGACAAUGUCAUUCUACGACAUUAUGAAGACAUGGUAGUUGAUGAAUGUGGGUGUGGAUAG